AAAGCACGUCUGGUGCCAUUUUGCUACUAAUGGCACCACGCAAAAUGUACAAUUUCCCAUUAGAAUAUUAGGAAAAAAUUUAACUAACGUGGAUCAAUAGGGUGGUGUUUAAAAGAAAAUCCACAUUUUCUCAGCAGCCAAACAGAAAAACAAUGGCCACUUUUUCUAUCUCUUUCCUUCACUUUCUUCUCUUAUUUCUUGCUUUUACCUCUGUCAGCUUGUCUUCUCCAUUAUCAAACCAACCAAAAACCUUCAUAAUCCACACUUCAAAGUCACAUAAACCGGUUCUUUUUAACUCUCACCAUGACUGGUACCACUCCAUUAUCAAUUCUCUCCCUUCUCCUCCUCACCACCAAGCCAAGAUCCUCUACACCUAUAACCACGCCGCCAAUGGCUUCUCCGCCCACCUAACGCCUUCUCAGGCAUCAAUACUACGCCGUAUUCCGGGCAUUAUCUCUGUUAUACCAGACGAAAUUCGCCAGCUUCACACAACACGUACUCCUCAUUUCUUAGGCCUUUCUUCUAGUUACGGUCUCUGGCCUAAUGCUGCUUAUGGUGAUGACGUUAUCAUCGGUGUUCUUGAUAGUGGUAUCUGGCCUGGACAUCCUAGUUUCUCGGACAAGGGUUUGACUUCUGUUCCUGCUCAUUGGAAAGGUGUUUGUGAGACAUCUGCUGAUUUUCCUGUUGGUUCUUGUAAUAAGAAACUUAUUGGCGCUAGAGCUUUUAUGAAAGGGAUUCUUGCUUAUCAAGGGAAAAACGUAAAUGGAUCGUCUGAUUCACAAUCUCCUAGAGAUACUUUAGGCCACGGAACACACACUGCAUCAACUGCUGCGGGUUCUUUAGUCCAAAACGCGAGCUUUUUCCAUUAUGCACAAGGCGAAGCUCGAGGAGUGGCGUCCAAGGCUAGAAUCGCAGCUUAUAAGGUUGGUGGGAGCGGGGGCGUUUCUGACUCUGACACUCUUGCUGCUAUGGAUCAAGCAAUAUCAGACGGUGUUCAUAUUAUUUCUUUAUCUGUCGGUACUAAAGGUUAUGCUCGUGAAUAUGAUGAAGAUUCAAUAGCCAUCGGUGCUUUCGGAGCUACACAGCAUGGAAUCAUCGUCUCUUGCUCGGCUGGUAACUCCGGUCCAGGUCCUUCUACUGCGGUAAAUAUCGCGCCUUGGAUUCUUACUGUUGGUGCUUCCACCAUUGAUAGAGGGUUUCCAGCUGAUGUUCUCCUCGGCGAUGGGAGCCUCUUCAGUGGAGCAUCUCUUUAUUCCGGUAAGCCACUUCCUCGUUCUAAGAUUCCAUUAGUAUAUGGUGGUGACGUUGGAAAUAAGUAUUGCUUAACGGGUAGUUUAAGUCCAUUGAAAGUCCGAGGAAAAAUUGUGGUAUGCGAACGAGGAAAGAAUGGGAGAGCAGAGAAAGGAAGCGCGGUGAAACUUGCUGGUGGGGUCGGAAUGAUAUUGGUAAGUGUUGGCGAAGACCUUAUUGCUGAUUCUCAACUUAUUCCCGCUGCUACAGUUGGUGCAUUUGAUGGAAAAAAAUUAAGAGAGUACAUCAAAUCGCACGAAUUUCCUACUGCAACAAUUGUUUUUCAUGGAACAGUCACUGGUAAUUCACCUUCAUCUCCUCAAGUUGCAGCCUUUUCAUGCCGCGGUCCGAAUCGUAUAACACCUGAGAUUUUAAAGCCUGAUGUUAUUGCUCCUGGGGUCAAUAUCUUAGCCGCCUGGACAGGAGCUGCUGCACCAACAGGUUUAGACAUUGAUCCUAGAAGAGUUCAAUUUAACAUAAUUUCAGGCACAUCAAUGGCCUGUCCACAUGUUAGUGGAAUUGCAGCUUUGCUUAGAAAGGCUUAUCCGAAUUGGUCUCCGGCUGCUAUAAAAUCAGCUAUAAUGACUACUGCUUAUAACUCGGAUAAUUCUGGAAAACCCAUUGUUGAUCUUGCUAGUGGUGAAGAGGCAACACCUUUUGUUCGUGGUGCUGGCCAUGUCGAUCCCAAUAGUGCUCUUGAUCCUGGACUAGUGUACGACAUGGAAAUCAGUGAUUACAUCUCGUUUCUUUGCUCAAUCGGGUAUGAUUCCAAGCGAAUUGCAGUUUUUGUUAAGGAGGCUACAAGUUCUGAUAUUUGCAACGAGAAAUUGCCUAGUCCGGGCGAUCUUAACUAUCCAUCGUUUUCUGUUAUACUGAAAUCGUACUCUGAUGUGGUUACGAAUAAAAGGGUGGUUAAGAUUGUUGGAAGCUCUCUUGAUGCGGUUUAUGAGGCUAAGGUCCAUGCUCCUGAAAAUAUAGACAUUAAAGUCUCGCCGAGUACGCUUGUGUUCAGCGCAGAAAAUCAAAGUUUGUCGUACGAGAUUACGUUCUCAAGUUCUGCCAGCUCGGGUUUGUCUAGUGUCGAUCAAAGUUUCGGGUCAAUUGAAUGGAGUGAUGGGAGUCACAUUGUUAGAAGUGCUAUUGCUGUGAAGUGGUUACAAGGUCAAGGAGAGUCUAAGGCUUCCAUUUGAGCUGUAGAUUGGGGACUGUUUAACUGUUAAACACUCAGAAAUUAGCAUUUGAUAUGGGAAUUUGAAUUUCUUGAAAUAUGCCUACUGUAUGCUUGAAUAAAAGUGUUUCAGUAGUCAUUCCAGUUAAUGUAUUGGCAUUUGAAAGAAAUAAUAUUUGUGUUUUUUUCA
Messenger RNA from Mercurialis annua (annual mercury), 2648 nucleotides. Its product is annotated as subtilisin-like protease SBT1.4. Gene Ontology annotation, molecular function: serine-type endopeptidase activity. Lineage: Eukaryota; Viridiplantae; Streptophyta; Magnoliopsida; Malpighiales; Euphorbiaceae. The record is from RefSeq and is a predicted model, not a curated record. The transcript has a single exon. Gene Ontology annotation, biological process: proteolysis. The coding region runs from base 153 to 2480 and encodes 775 amino acids.